Molecule: messenger RNA, 4170 nt
Organism: Lodderomyces oxycetoniae
Lineage: Eukaryota; Fungi; Ascomycota; Pichiomycetes; Serinales; Debaryomycetaceae
Product: putative acid anhydride hydrolase
Exons: 1
Coding region: 1-4170 (1389 amino acids)
Biological process (GO): intracellular calcium ion homeostasis; transmembrane transport
Cellular component (GO): membrane
Molecular function (GO): P-type ion transporter activity; ATP binding; ATP hydrolysis activity
Source: RefSeq, a predicted model, not a curated record
AUGAGUAGCAAAGGUCAAAGACCCUCGGCGAGGAGUAGAAGAUCCUCAUCUUAUGACAGGAAAUUGAGCAGGUCGCGACAGAAUUCUGUCACGUCAAUGGACUCCUCAGUGAGUCAUUUGCUUGAUGAUAACAAUCAAGAAAUGUGGUCGGGUGCUGCGUCGGAGGUUAUCCCUUCUUCUAUCACUUCAUUGCAUUAUCCUCAUAGCUUUGUGAACCGAAGGGGUUCGCGAGUGAUUCGUGAAACUUCACCAUUAUUGAAUGCAGAUGAGAAUGAUUUUGACUUGAGAUCAAUGGCAUCUCAAGCAUCAAAGAGCUCAACUGAUACAAUGGCCAAUUUCCGGUUCUUUUCUCCCGAUGAAAUUGAGAUGGCUCAAGGCGGCUCUACUUUGGAAAACCCCGAAGAUCCCGUGGACUAUAAUACGAACUGGGAUUACUCAAUUGACAAGUAUAUAAGUGGUGGUGGUGAAGAAGACGCGGUGCAGGAUGAUUUGGAAGCAGAAGGAGAAGGAGAAGCAGAAGGAGCAGAAGGAGAAGGAGAAGAAGGAGAAGAAGGAGAAGAAGGAGAAGAAGCAACAAGUAGUAGUAGAUACCAAUCACCUGAAGCUCCCGAUUACGGAUCUAUGAAUUUCGAACGACGUAAUCGUCGAAGUUCAGAUGCCAGCAGUGGAAAAUCUCAUAUACUAGACGAGGAUACAGAAGAAGUGAAUAAUAAGAAUGAGGAUUUUUAUAGGUCGUUUCCAGCUAACCUCGAAUCUCAAAGAUAUUACUUGGCAGAAGAAGAUUUGGUUAUUGGUAUUGCUGGGUAUCGGAACUCGCUUUGGAAAAAGGCCCUCUAUUAUUUAAUCUGCAUCGGUAGUUUGGGCCUUGGAUAUUUGAUUCUUAGGUGGUUUCCUAAAUAUCGUGUUAAUUUGAUGGGUACAAGGUGUCCACUUGGCUUGUCUGACUGGUGCGUUAUUGAAAAUGAAUUUGGUGAGUUGCUGAUUAUCGAUGUGAAAAAGCAAAGAUUUGAUGAAAGGCUUUCAAGCUUUUUGGUCCUACAAGAGAGUAGCGAUUUGGAAAAAGAUCCUGUAAUACCCACUAUGCAUUCAUUUGUUUACCGAUACAUCAAGUUUUUUUAUAAUCCAGCGGAGGACAUGUUUAAAACAAAUUCGAAUUGGUACGAUACAAGAUGGUUGAAUGUCAAGAAUAUCAAAGAUGGAAUUUCCCAAUCUCUUCAAGAACAAAGAUUAGAGGUGUUUGGUGAGAAUAGAAUUGAAGUGGAGGAGAAAUCGGUGGUUCAACUUUUGGCAGAUGAAGUUUUGCAUCCAUUCUACAUUUUUCAAAUAUUCUCCAUCUUUUUAUGGCUUGCUGAUGACUAUUAUUACUAUGCUUCUUGUAUUUUUAUUAUUUCUAUGAUUUCAAUAAUCAAUUCCUUGGUGGAAACCAAAUCAACCAUCAAGAGAUUGCAGCGGGUUUCUAGAUUUGUGUGCGAAGUUAGAGUAUGGAGAAAUGGAUUUUGGAAGCAAAUUGACUCGGUGGACUUGGUACCAGGUGAUAUAUUUGAAAUAGACCCUUCUCUAGGUGUGCUUCCAUGCGACGCAUUGCUUGUUAACGGAGAAUGUGUGAUUAAUGAGUCUAUGCUAACAGGAGAGAGUGUUCCUGUUUCUAAAAUGAGUGCUACAAGAGAAAUUGUUAAACUUUUGCCCGAGAAUUUUAUUGAUCCCGUAUUGGCACGGUCUUAUCUAUUCAGUGGUACAAAAUUGUUGAAAAUGAGAUCCGUUAAUGAUGAACCAGUUCAAGCAAUGGUUGUAAAGACAGGGUUCAACACUACCAAGGGUUCCUUAGUACGCUCUAUGUUGUUCCCCAAACCAACGGGAUUCAAAUUUUAUGAAGAUUCCUUCAAGUAUAUUGGAUUCAUGACCAUUAUGGCUGCAUUGGGAUUUGCGUACUCUACUUACAAUUUUAUCAAGUUAGGGUUGAGUACAAAGGUGAUGAUUUUGAGGGCAUUGGAUAUUAUAACUAUUGUUGUUCCGCCAGCUUUGCCGGCAACGUUGACUAUUGGAACAGCAUUUGCAAUUUCGAGACUAAAAAAGUCACAGAUUUAUUGUACGGCACCAAGCAGAGUUAAUAUUGGAGGCAAAAUAGACGUAAUGUGUUUUGAUAAAACGGGAACCUUGACCGAGGACGGUUUGGAUGUUUUGGGGGUACAUUUGGCAAACAAUGCUCAGGGGAGAAAAGAGAUUGUGUUUGAAGACUUGGUUUGUAAUAUUUCAAAUUUGAAAAUAGUGAAAAACGAUCCUUAUGAAACGAAUAAUGGGAAGUUUCUUUUAGGAUGUAUGGCUGCUUGUCAUUCUUUGAGAUUGAUCGAAAAUGAAGUAUUAGGUGAUCCUCUUGAUUCGAAAAUGUUCGAGUUUACCAAAUGGGACUAUAGUGAGGACUCUGAAUCUGGACAACCAACGGUUUCAAGUAAUAAUGGGACAGUUUACAAAGUUUUAAAAGAGUACGAAUUUUUGGCAUCACUAAGGAGAAUGUCAGUUCUUGUAAAGGCGGAGAAUAAUAAUAAUAACAGCAACAACAACAGCAGCGGCAGCAGCAGCUAUAAUAAUGAUGAUGAUAAUGAUAAUAAUAAAAAAUACGUUUUUACAAAAGGUGCCCCUGAAAUUAUGCUAGAUAUUUGUCAUGAGGCUUCACUUCCAUUGAAUUAUGAGGAGUUUUUGCAUCACUAUACGCAUUUGGGUUUUAGAGUGAUUGCUUGUGCUUACAAGAUAGUUGAAGACUCACAGCAGCAGUACAUGGAAAGAGAGGAUGCAGAAUCUGAGCUAACAUUCACCGGAUUUAUUAUUUUUGAAAACAAGUUGAAAAAAUCCACUGCCUCUACUUUAGAGGCUUUGAAUAAGGCUAAGAUCCGUAAUAUAAUGUGUACCGGUGACAACAUUUUAACUGCAAUUAGUGUUGCAAGAGAGUCCAAAUUGCUCCCUAGUAGUGUUCAUGACAUUUACAUUCCCGUUUUAGACAUGAAAGAUGAUAUAGGAUAUUUAUCCUGGCAAGAAGUGAACAAUCCAAACAAGAAAUUAGAUUCAGAGACUAUCAAGCCGAUGGAUAUUAGACAUGAUCUUAAUUACAAAUUAGCGAUAUCGGGAGAUAUUUUUAGAUUCCUCCUUACCGAAAUCAAAGAUGUCAAUACAAUUCAAAAUGUAUUGAUGAACUGUGAUAUAUUUGCGAGAAUGUCACCUGACGAAAAGCAUGAGCUAGUUGAGCAACUUCAAAAAAUUGACUACACUGUUGGGUUCUGUGGUGAUGGUGCCAACGACUGUGGUGCAUUAAAGGCGGCGGAUGUUGGGAUAUCACUUUCGGAAGCAGAAGCAUCUGUGGCUGCGCCGUUUACUUCUCGAGUUUUUGAGAUUUCCUGUGUUUUAGACGUGAUCAAAGAGGGAAGGUCGAGCUUGGCUACAAGUUUCUCCUGCUUCAAGUAUAUGUCAUUAUACUCGGCCAUUCAGUUUGUGACAGUGACAAUUCUUUACAAAUCAGGUACCAAUCUUGGUGAUUUCCAAUUUUUAUACAUUGAUUUGUUUUUGAUUUUGCCCUUGGCUAUAUUCAUGUCAUGGUCUAAACCUUAUCAUGAACUAUGUAUCAAAAGACCCACAGCAAAUUUAGUUUCACCUAAAGUGUUGAUAUCGAUGGUUUGCAACAUUUUAGUACUAUUACUAUUUCAAGUACUCAUAUGGCUUUGGGUUAAAAGAGAGCCAUGGUAUAUAACACCUGUACCUGGUACAGAUGAUGAAGUUCAAUCUUCGGACAAUACGGUAUUAUUUUUAUUUUCCAACUUUCAGUAUAUUUUAAUUGCGGUAGUACUAAAUCCAGGACCUCCCUAUCGUGAGCCAAUUUUGAGAAACAGGUUGUUUUUGAUAAACUUGGUAGUUGCAACUUUGCUAUCCGUAUCAUUGUUUGCGAUUGAUGAAGAUUCGAAAUUGGGACACUUUAUGCAAUUGACCAAUUUACAUGGAUCUUUUUACUGGUAUAUUGUUAUUCUCGCAAUAGUGAAUCUUUUAAUAAUGUUGGUAGGUGAUAAGACGUGGUUCCCCAAAUUAGCCAAAGUGUACAAGAGAAUCGUACAUAGAAGUUCAAUGGGGAACAGUAAAAAGACGUUUAAGAAUUUAAAAAGGGAAUUUGAACAAAUUCAAAAUGUAUAG